Acanthisitta chloris (rifleman) is the source of this 389-nucleotide messenger RNA. It is a transcript of the gene MBLAC2, whose product is annotated as metallo-beta-lactamase domain containing 2. The transcript has a single exon. The annotation marks the transcript as partial. The record is from RefSeq and is a predicted model, not a curated record. Lineage: Eukaryota; Metazoa; Chordata; Aves; Passeriformes; Acanthisittidae.
GGGAUGUGAUCAGCCUUGGGGAUCGACAGCUCACUGUUAUGCACAUGCCUGGUCAUUCAAGAGGCAGUAUUUGCUUACACGACAAGGACAGAAAGAUUUUGUUCAGUGGAGAUGUGGUGUACGAUGGAUCCAUGAUUGACUGGCUUCCCUACAGCAAGAUCAGCGACUAUGUUGCAAGUUGCCAGCGCCUUAUGGAGUUAGUGGACAGAGGUCUUGUGGAAAAGGUACUACCUGGGCACUUUAACAUAUUUGGGGCAGAAAGGCUAUAUUGGUUAGCUUCCAACUACAUUUCCCAAGCUGGAGUUUGUCACAAGAUUUCUACUUGUGCCAUGAGAUCCAUUGCGAGCAUAGCACUUCACAUUACAAAUUCAAGAGUCACUUCUCAGUGA